AGCUCUCGUUCUUCCAGAAAAUGAGCUUGAGCCACUUGGAAAAUAUGCCUUUAAACCAUUCAAGUCCUCAAGGAGCACAGAGAUCAUCCUGGAAGCUAUGGCUCCUCUGCUCAACAAUAACUUUUCUAUUGCUUUGCCUCUUCAUUAUACUAAUCUUUAUUUUUCUCCCACUCAAGACUGUCAACAAGCCCUGCGUAGCUAAGUUUGGACCAUUACCCUCAAAAUGGCAAAUAACACCUGAGUCUCUUUGCGUGCACGUGGAUAAGGAUACGGAUAUGGACAUGGAUAUGGAUGAGAUAUAUGAUUGGAAGCUGAAAAUACGUCACAGUGGCUUGUAUAUAAUUUACGGCCAAGUGGUGCCCAAUACAACCUACAAGGAAAAAGCUCCUUUUGAGGUGCAGCUACGUAAAAACGAUGCCACCAUACAAACUCUCACAAACAACUCAAAAACUCAGAGUGUGGGAGGAACUUAUGAAUUGCAUGCCGGAGACACAAUAGCCUUGAGAUUCAACUAUAAAUAUCAGUUUCUAAAAAAUGAUACAUACUGGGGGAUCUUCUUGCUAGCAAAUCCCCCAUUUGUCUCCUAGUAACUUGGUUGGGUCUCCUCAUCCUCCUCAGCACGUGCAGGGAUGCCGAGGGGUGAGGUGGAAGAGGCAGAGUUUCAAUGCCUGUGGUUUGUCUAGGUACACAAAUCAACACAAAGAAACCUCCUCUGUGUGGUGAAUUUUCAUCGCUCAUGGCUAUCUGAAGGAGACCCAGACAUUUGGCUAAAGAUAUUUCGUUACCCCUAUUGUUGGAUCCACAAAGACACUUCACUAAUCCAUGAUAAAAUGAAUGUUAGAAUAUGAGUGACAGAAGCUCCUCAAAGAGUCUUUGUCUAAUCUUUGAAUCCCUGGUUGGAAAAAUGAAGUCCUAUUACCAUGGGAACCUUGCCUAGUGUGAUGGUUAAAGGUGUGUGUCAACUUGGCUGGGCCAUGGUUCUCAGUGGUUUGGCAGUUAUGUAAUGAUGUAAUUUGCCACUUAUGUAGUGAUGUAAUAACUCUCUAUUUUGUGAUCUGAAGUGGGCAGCCAAUGAGUUGAAAAGGGAGUUUCCUUGGGAGUGUGGCCUGCAUCCAAUAUAUACGGAUGUUACGGCAAAGCUUGUGUGUAUCUGACACGUCAUCCUCUGAUCUCUGGUUCUCGGGACUUGAGCCAAUAGCCUGCCACCUGACAGCAUGUCUUGGGAUUUACCAGCUCCCGAAACUCUGUGAGCCAGAAACCUUCUGCCUGGCCUGCAGAUCUUGGAAUUCGCCAGCUGCUGCAAACCUAUGAGCUAGCAGUCUCCCACCUGACCUACCAAUUUUGGGUUCAUUAUCCUCUGCCACCACAUGAGUCAGAAGAAGCCCCCAGCCUGACGCCUUUCCCAUGGAUUUGGGACUUGCCAGCCUCUGCAACUAAGUGAAAUAAGUCUCUCUCUUUAACCAGUUUCACUGAUUUUGCUCCUUUAGAGAACCCAGCCUAAGACAAUGGUCCCGGGUAGUAACAGUGUCUUAUUCUCAUGUACUUGGACUGCUUCACUUAAUCCUUCCCACAUGCCCAUCUUCUGAGGCCCUCCUCAUAAAAAGUAGUCAGACUGGUAGUGUGGUCAUAGAUAUGCCAUCAGUACCCUUCUUUAGAUGUGAUGAUGUUAAAGGGUAGAGAACACUCCAUGGAGCUAUUGGGACGGAGGUACAUGUGGCAUGGAACGGAAUGUACUUUAUCUGGGAAUUUUCCUUGGUUUCAUCAUGCUUAGAAUUCAGGGUGCUUUAUAAAGCCAAUUAGGGUUAAGAGGUUAUUCUGAACUUUCACUAGGGCUUCAUGAAAACUUUGUGUGUGUAUCUAAACAUUUUCGAUUACAAAGAGUGAUCAUCAGUGACCAUUAGGUUUAACCUCAGAAAUUGGUGUUACCAAUGUUGUAUUAUAUCAUGUAAUGAUUUCAUAUUUUUAGCUAGCUCUCCACAGUUUCAAAAAUGCUUUCAUAAAUCUUGUGACAACUUUAUGACAUCAACAGGGCAGGUAUUUUGGGCACAGUUUUACCAAUACGAAUACUGAGGCAGAUGGAGCAUAAGUAAUUUACCUGGACUCCAAACCUGUUGCUGUUGUUUCGAUUCUGACUCAUAAAGACCUGAACCAGAGCUCUUUCCACUGUAUCACAGUAUCUUGGCAUUAGAGUUGGUGUUCCAGCUAUUAAGUUAUACAUGUAGAGAGUUUAGCAGAUUCAGUUUUCAGAAGGCAUAUUCCUCUUCACCCCCAGGUGGGUAGAGGGAGACCACACAUGUCUUUUCCUUUCUCAGCAAAGUUUCUUUCCCUGCCUGGAGCAGGGAGCUCUAAGGUGCUGCUCAGGGCUUACUCAACCAAAUCCCCUUUCCCACCUUGAAAACCCUGUCUCAGUCAAAUGUGUUAACUUCUAAAAUUAGUCAAUAGCACUCGAUUCAAUGAAAGCCUACUAAAGUUUUGAACUGUAUUACAUUAGCUGCUUGUGAGUUCUUGUUAAAAGAUGUAUACAUGAUUACAUGUUAACACAAUUUAAAAUAUUUGUAGAUACUUGUGAAAAGCUACAUUAUGUUAAUUAUUAUCACAUACAAAGUUAAUUUAAAAAUAUUUGUAUUGUUUGCAACAAAAACUGCUCAGGAGCAAUCUAAGGGUUUGAAACCAAGAUGCUUCUUAGUAAUUUUUUUGUUUUGUUUUUUUAAACAUAUGCUGAUGGGUUGUGCAGCAAAAGACUUAGAUGCCUUGUUUCUCCUGCAUUUGCAUAUUUUCUCAGGAAAUUAAAGUUUUGUCACUUGUAUAUUUAUAGAGACUUUGUGAUAUUGAUAUUGUGUUGUAAGCAGCAGUGUGCUGGAGCUUUCUAGCACUAGCUCAUGAGAGCUGAUGGUUAAAUUCUCAAGAAUUUGCAAUUCAGUUGUUAAAUACUGCCAUCCUUGAAAAUGGCCUUGGUGGGAGAAGUACUACCAUGGAAAUAGGCAAAUGCUGUAAAUCAGGGCUUCUCUGUCUGAAGAACCUAUUCAGCAACUCACUACUCUUUGUAAAACUUGCCUUCUUAAUGACCUUUGAUUCCUCUCUGCCUCUGCCUUGUUCCUGGCAGAAUCAAGGCAGGCUAAGGGGGAGAGUAAAAUUGCCUUUGUCUGUAGCCAGAGAGAUAGCUACCAACAGGCAAUGUUUGCAUUCUCCUGGUAUUGUAAUUUCUGCCUUUGUUUUCAAUGUAUGCUCUGUUUCCUUGCUUCUCCUGUUGUCUACAUUUUAAACCUGUAAUAAAAUAUAUGUUCAUAACUAUAGUGGAACUGAU
This is a messenger RNA of Loxodonta africana (African savanna elephant), 3304 nucleotides long. It is a transcript of the gene TNFSF18, whose product is annotated as TNF superfamily member 18. Gene Ontology annotation, biological process: tumor necrosis factor-mediated signaling pathway; T cell proliferation involved in immune response; regulation of T cell proliferation. Lineage: Eukaryota; Metazoa; Chordata; Mammalia; Proboscidea; Elephantidae. The coding region runs from base 21 to 587 and encodes 188 amino acids. The transcript has 3 exons. Gene Ontology annotation, cellular component: cell surface. The record is from RefSeq and is a predicted model, not a curated record. Gene Ontology annotation, molecular function: tumor necrosis factor receptor superfamily binding.